Carassius auratus (goldfish) is the source of this 6740-nucleotide messenger RNA. RefSeq names its product neuropathy target esterase-like. Gene Ontology annotation, cellular component: endoplasmic reticulum. Gene Ontology annotation, biological process: phosphatidylcholine metabolic process. Gene Ontology annotation, molecular function: phosphatidylcholine lysophospholipase A1 activity. The transcript has 35 exons. Bases 138 to 4283 code for a protein of 1381 amino acids. Lineage: Eukaryota; Metazoa; Chordata; Actinopteri; Cypriniformes; Cyprinidae. The record is from RefSeq and is a predicted model, not a curated record.
UUGUUGCACUAACUGGGCGGAGUCUACACAGAGCUCUGAGCGGAUGAUUCCGGUUAUGACCGUUGUUUGACAGUUCAGGACAGACCGUCACUGUGUCAGUGGCUGUCAUUGAUGGCCCAGCUGUGUGUUGAGGUAGAAUGGGACAGAGCACAUCAGGCCCAGAGUUUGCAGAAGCUCCACAGCUGGACGGAUUUGGGAACAUCAAGAGUUUGGUGGAGGAUCAGCUGCAGACCAGCAUGGUGGUGGGAAUUGUAAUCGGUGCUGGAGUCGCCAUCGUUCUUAUCGCUCUCCUGAUAUUUUUUGUCCUGCGCAGGAUGCACCUCCGCAAACGUGAAGCUCAGGAAGCCCCGAAAUAUCGUUUUCGUAAAAGAGACAAAGUCUGGUUUUAUGGGAGGAAGAUAAUGAGGAAGGUGUCUCAGUCCACCUCUUCACUAGUGGGCUCCGCUUCAUCCUCCAGGCCCCGCCUCAAAAAGAAACAGAAGAUGCUAAAUAUUGCCAAAAAGAUCCUGCGUUUUAAGAAAGAAGUGCCCUCUCUGCAGAUGAAGGAACCUCCUCCGUCAGUGCUGGAGGCAGAUCUCACAGAGUUCGACGUGGCCAAUUCUCAUCUGCCAUCUGAGGUGCUCUACAUGCUGAAGAACGUGCGUGUGUUGGGUCACUUCGAGAAGCCGCUGUUCCUGGAGCUGUGUAAGCACAUGGUGUUUCUGCAGUUCCAGCAGGGUGAAUAUGUCUUCAGACCCGGUCAGCCUGAUAGCAGCAUAUAUGUGGUACAGGAUGGCAAGCUGGAGUUGUGUCUUACUGGACAGGAUGGAAAGGAUGGCGUGGUCAAAGAGGUUUACCCUGGAGACAGUGUUCACAGUCUACUGAGCAUCCUUGAUGUCAUCACAGGUCACCAGAGACCAUAUAAGACUGUUUCAGCGAGAGCGGCAGAAGUGUCCACUGUCCUCAGACUGCCUGUCGAUGCCUUUCUGUCCAUCUUUGAGAAAUACCCAGAGAGCCUUGUGCGGGUGGUUCAGAUCAUCAUGGUCCGUCUUCAGAGGGUGACCGUUCUGGCCCUGCACAACUACCUGGGGCUCACCAAUGAACUUUUCAGCCAUGACACGCAGGCUCGUCCCUCUCCUGCCUCCCCUCAUCCAACACGCUCCAGUCCCAUACGACACAGCAAACGCUUUGGCAGUCUCACUGUUCCUGAUAAACAUCGUGAGGCUGCCGUCCAAAAUGCUACUGGUGGGGAUCUUGGGAAGGAUGGUGGCACAACAUUGACCCUCAGUAGGACUAUAUCUAUGCCUGUAGACAUCGCUGGAAUUCAGAAGGGUCUACAUUCAGAUUUCGACAUGGCUUAUGAGAGAGGGCGUAUCUCUGUAUCUGCUGAGGAUGGAGCUCCCCCUCCACCUGCUUUCACACGAGAGCAGCGGGAGAGGAAGGUGACGGUGGAUGAGGCUCCUUCAAGUGUGUAUUUGUAUCCUGAGGACGAGUCAGGAGUGGAGAACAUUUUUAGCCCAUUUCAAGGACGACCUAAUGCCACAGUGUUCGACGAGGCCCAGAAAGAGAUCCUCAAACUCAUGAAGAUUGAGGACCCUGCACUGCUGAAUGGGAGGGUGACGUUUCAUCAUGUUAAAGCUGGAUCUGUGUUAGCCAGACAGGGAGACCAGGAUGUGAGUCUGCAUUUUGUCCUGUCUGGCUGUCUUCAUGUCUAUCAGAAGAUGAUUGACAAGCAGGACGCAGUGUGUUUGUUUGUGACCCAGUCGGGUGAGAUGGUAGGUCAGCUGGCUGUACUCACAGGAGAGCCGCUCAUCUUCACCAUUAAAGCGGAGCGUGACUGUACCUACCUCAAGAUCUCCAAAUCUGACUUCUAUGAGAUCAUGCGUGAGCAGCCAAGUGUAGUUCUCAGUGCAGCUCACACCGUGGCCAUCCGCAUGUCCCCGUUUGUACGGCAGAUGGAUUUCGCCAUUGACUGGAUGGCUGUUGAAGCCGGACGGGCCCUGUACAGGCAAGAUGAUCAGUCUGACUGUACCUAUAUUGUGCUGAAUGGACGACUGCGUUCGGUCAUCCGAAAAGCGAAUGGGAAGAAGGAGCUGGUUGGAGAGUAUGGACGGGGAGAUCUUAUUGGAGUUGUGGAGGCUUUGACUCGACAGCCUCGUGCCACCACAGUCCAUGCAGUCAGAGACACUGAGCUGGUGAAGCUUCCAGAAGGAACGCUCAACAAUAUUAAGAGAAGAUACCCACAGGUGGUGACACGCUUGAUUCAUCUGCUGGGGCAGAAGAUUUUGGGGAACCUUCAACAGCCCCGUGGACCGUUUUCAAGCUCUGCCUUGGGUCUGCCAAGCAUGGCGUCGAGUCCUGAUGUCACUAACCCAGCCAGUAAUCUCUCCACUGUGGCCGUGCUUCCUGUUUGUGAUGAAGUGCCAAUCAGUGCCUUUAAUUUGGAGCUCAGCCAUGCCCUCAGCGCCAUAGGACCAACUCUGCUGCUAACCAGUGACAUCAUCAGAGAGAGACUUGGCGCUUCUGCAUUGGACAGUAUUCAUGAGUACAGGUUGUCAGGUUGGUUGGCUCAGCAGGAGGACAUUAAUCGUAUAGUGCUGUAUCAGACGGACAGCAGUAUGACCCCAUGGACUCAACGCUGCAUCCGUCAAGCAGACUGCAUUCUCAUUGUGGGGCUCGGAGACCAGGAACCUGCACUUGGAGAGUUGGAGCAGAUGUUAGAGAACACAGCGGUACGAGCCCUGAAGCAGUUAGCCCUGCUGCAUCGUGAGGACGGGCCGGGACCGUCGAGAACCGUUGAAUGGCUAAACAUGCGCAGCUGGUGCUCUGGACACCUUCACCUAAAGUGCCCCCGUAGAGUUUUCUCAAGAAGAAGCCCCUCCAAACUGCGAGAGGUAUAUGAAAAGGUUUUUGAGAAGACUGCAGACAGACACAGUGAUUUCUCACGGCUGGCCAGAGUACUAACAGGAAACAGCAUCGCCCUCGUACUCGGUGGAGGCGGAGCCAGGGGCUGCUCUCAUGUUGGUGUAAUCAAAGCCAUGGAGGAAGCAGGAAUUCCCAUUGACAUAGUGGGAGGGACUUCCAUUGGCUCAUUCAUUGGUGCUCUGUAUGCAGAGGAGAGAAGUGCUGUUCGGGUCAAGCAGAGGGCGAGAGAGUGGUCAAAGGCAAUGAACUCUGUGUUCAAAACGGUAUUGGACCUUACUUAUCCAAUCACGUCCAUGUUCUCUGGCUCUGCUUUCAACACCAGCGUCUCCAACGUCUUUGAGGACAAACAGAUCGAGGACUUGUGGCUGCCUUACUUUAAUGUGACCACAGACAUCACAGCUUCUGCUAUGCGUGUUCAUAAAGAUGGCUGUGUUUGGCGCUAUGUUAGAGCCAGUGCCUCCUAUACCCCUUAUCUGCCUCCUCUCUGCGACCCCAAGGACGGCCACCUCCUCGUGGAUGGUUGCUAUGUUAACAAUGUCCCAGGCUCCCUGUGGCGCUAUGUCAGGGCGAGCAUGACCCUUUCCGGGUACCUGCCACCCCUCUGCGACCCUAAAGAUGGAAACCUGCUCAUGGAUGGAGGAUACAUCAACAACCUGCCAGCGGACAUAGCUCGUAAUAUGGGCACAAAAACAGUCAUCGCCAUUGAUGUGGGCAGCCAGGAUGAGACUGAUCUCUGUAACUACGGCGACAGUCUUUCUGGCUGGUGGCUGCUAUGGAAACGAAUCAACCCGUGGGCAGAGAAAGUGAAGGUUCCUGACAUGGCUGAAAUCCAGUCCCGUUUGGCCUAUGUAUCUUGUGUACGGCAACUAGAACUUGUCAAGAAGAGCGCAUACUGCGAAUAUAUUCGGCCACCCAUCGACCGCUUUAAGACCAUGGACUUUGGGAAAUUUGAUGAAAUCUAUGAUGUGGGUUAUCAACAUGGUAAAUUAGUGUUUACUGAGUGGGCUCGUGGGGACAUUAUAAAAAAUGUUCUGAAAGACCAUCGCUCUGCGGAUUACAAUGACAGCAAGAAGACUGAUUCAUGCACGUGUCCUAGUGCAGACUUCACUGAUCUAGCUGAAAUUGUGUCCAGGAUUGAGCCGGUGCAGAGCUACUUAGCUGAUGCAGAGGAGUCUGACUAUGCGACAGAGUAUGAGGAGGAUGGGAUGGACAUAGUGAGAGAGGCGGAGGGUGAGGAAGAGGAGGAGGAGGAGGCUGAAGACCCUGAGGACCAGUCUCCUGGAGAAUGGGGACCAAAUGGGAUCUUCACAUCAGAUGAAGAGAAGACAGUCCGUCAGAGGAAGAACAUCACCAGGGAACCCAACAUGGACUUCUCUUAAAGGGAGUAAUGCAGAAUCAAAGGGCACUGAAAAGAGAAGCAGAGUCCCAACAGGGCCUGAAGAAUACAAAGACAAAUACAGAAGAAACGACUUCUGAAUUAAUACGAUUGUUGGAAAGUCACCAAAGAUACUGUGAUUUAGACCCCAUUAACACAUUACCCACAAUUUGUCACCAAAACUGUGACUCAGUUACGCCUUUGGGAUUUUGUCACUCACGACUCUACAACAACAGGGUCCAGGGACUGUGGGGGCCCAGCAAGGCAGAGGAACCACUCCUUGAAAUACUUUGCCUCUGAAAUUAGGGGCUCUACAUCUUUUGAGAUGUUUGGGGAGUUUCAUGGGAAAUAAUGUCUACAGUAGUGGCCAGCAUACCACUAUCCUUAAGUUCUGAUUUUCCUGUCUGUUUUCAGACGAUACCAGUUCAUACUAGAGAUAGUGUGUGAUGUGACUGACAUGUGAUUUUAAUUUAAUUUAAUUAAUUUGUGGGUGUGUGUGGGUGUGUACGGCCACAACCUAAACAUGCAUUGGCAACUUCUUCCAUAAAGUACCUUCUAGACUGAAAAUGGCUUCCCAGGAUGUAUUGUUGAAGGUCUAAAGCUGAGAAAAGACUGUGUAGGUUAAGAAAGACUUUAAAAGGAAGAGAUGCUACUUCAUAGGGUCCUAUCAUUUCAAAGGUUUGAUUGUGAUUUGAUGGUAUUUGAUGUAAGGUUGCAAUGCUUGCACAUUAUUAGAAAAAAUAACAUCAGGUUUUCAGCAAAAAUUUUUUACUGAUAUCUAAUAUUAUUUUAAAGAGGGAUAACAGUUGAAAGAUAUGUGGGUGGUCAAAUGUGGUGUAAAUUAUAAGGGAAGAUUUUGAUGGGAUUGGAAAAUUCUGUACAGAUGAAUUGACUGCUGAGAUGGAAAUGUGGAAAUAUGGAUACAUUCGAAGGGAAUGAAAUUAAAAAAAGAUGAAAAAAUUAAAGAAUGAUAAAAACAAAUCUAGGGAGGUAGAGUGAGGUAGGUAAAAAAAAAUGAAGUAGGGUUUGAUAAGAACAAAAAGAGUGAGGUAGUAAUAAUGAUAUGUAAUGGGGAACCGAGUGUGAGCAUGGAAGAGAGAGAGGACGUGUGUGUGGAAAAGAACCAGGAAGUGAGUGGGGUAGAGAGUGAGGAAGUGAUCGCAGUAGUGAGUAAGAAAUAUUAUUGCGGGAAUGAGUGAGAAAGUGUUUGUGGUAGAGAGCAAGGAAGUGAUUGAGGUAAUGAGCAAGAAAAUGAUUACAGGAGUGAGAGAGAAAGUGGUCGUGGUAGAGAGCAAGGAAGUGAGAGCUGUAGGGAGGAAGUGUGUCAUGGGUGUGAGUGAGAAAGUGGGUGCGUUAAAGAGAGAUAGGAAGUGAAGAGUAGAAGAGUGAGAAAAUGAAUGUGGUAAAGAGUGAGCAAGUGAUUGAGAGGAAGUGAGCAGAAGAGUGAGAAAGUAAAUGCAGUAAAGAGAGGAAGUAAGAGCGAGGAAGUGAGAGUGGAAGAGUAAGAAAGUGAAUGCGAGGAAGUGAGAGUAGAAGAGUGAGAAAGUGAAUGCGGUAGUGAGUGAGGAAAUGAUUGUGUGAGUGAGCGAGUGAGAAAGUGGUCAUGGUAGAGAAUGAGUGGGUCGUGGGUGUGAGUGAGGAAGUGAGUGCUAUAAAGAGUCAGGAAGUGGAUACGGUAGAGCAAGAACAGUAAAGAGUGUGAGGAAGUGAAGAGCGGUAGUGAGGGAGGAAGUGAUGGCAGCAGAGAGUGAAAAAUGAGUGAGGAAACGAAUGCAUAAGGAGGGGAGCAUUUCAUUUAGGGGUUUCUAUAAUGCCAAAAUACUUCAUGUGGAAUUGGAUGCAUGUUUGUCUUUUGCCUGUGUGUGUGUGUGUGUGUGAGUGUGUGUGUUUUCAGCUUUUCAGAAAUGCAGAACUACUUGUGUUUCAGGUAGAGGUGGAUUCCUUUUUUCAUAAAAAAAAAAAAAAAAAAAAGUUAUAUUGCUGAAUGAGUGCCAGGGACACAGUGUCCAGUACUGGAGAAGAUCUUACAAAGCCAAAUGUCAUCCUUCCUAUAUUUACCAACCUAGUGUCCAUAAUCAAUGUAUAUUAUCUCACUGAGAUGUACAUGUUCCUCAGUCCUUGAUGCUUUUGCUUUGUUUCAGUCUUUAAUGCUGAGACGGUUUGUUUUUUAAUAUAAUAAGAUCUGAAAAGAUUGCCAACUACUAUUUAAUUUAUUUAUUUUACAACUAGCUUUUUUAAAAUAGCUUUUAAAAAACUUUAGAUUGUAAACAAUAACAGUAAGCAGUUUCUUAUUUUGCUUGUUUAGCAUUUUUGCACCGAUGAUAAUGAAGACAAAAUUAUUUUGAAAUACUUUACUAUAUCUAAUAUGAGAAAUAGCUGAGGUACAGAUGGGUCGGUGUGCGACUGUUUGAAACCUCCGAAAUAAAUGCUGAAUAAUGAAUAAUAAAAACCUAUUUAAUGC